Suillus subaureus is the source of this 466-nucleotide messenger RNA. RefSeq lists its product as uncharacterized. The transcript has 2 exons. The record is from RefSeq and is a predicted model, not a curated record. The coding region runs from base 34 to 216 and encodes 60 amino acids. NCBI's taxonomy places the organism in Eukaryota, Fungi, Basidiomycota, Agaricomycetes, Boletales, Suillaceae.
GUGCUGUCCUACCUGCUGUCAAUAGUCGCCCCCAUGUCCUUCGUUGCCUGGUCCCUGCAUUGUUUCAUAUUUGCGAUGUUGAUAACUGGCUUUUCCUCUAAAAGUAUGAUCUGCCGCAUCGUCACUGCGGUCUGGAUGGUCACAUACGUCGUCAACAUUGGGGCGAUGUUGAUGGAAACUAUGUGGAAGUAUGCUUACAAGCCUCAAUCACGCUAGAUAUCGCCAGUAGUUUUCACUUUGUAAGCCUGGUGCUUACAACGACCAAAUCCUUGUUUCACCCGCGGACGGCGGUUUGUCUAUGUUAUACAAGCAGUGGCCUUCAGUCGCUUUUUAUUGGCACACUCAUGUCAUUUCACUACAAAAGCAGUACAUCAUCUUUCUCUUCAUGUGCUCCUGAAAUAAGCACGGUGUAUCUAGACGGCUUUUAAUGCGGGACAAUACAGUAUAUAGUUGACCACGAGCAAAA